AAACGCUGAAGAGAAAUCUCAAGUGAAUGAAAUAUACAAUACAAAAAGAUACAAUGUUGUUUAUGUAUUAGGUGACCGGGGACGUUGCACUGUGAUUUGAUUUUAUCCCACACAUCAUGGUUCCCUGCUGAAAACUGUUAGUCAAGGUGGUUAUUUACACUAAUAAUACACAGGGCAGUUUAUGUCCAAUAAGAAGGUAAAAAAAAACACUGAAGCUGGAGUAAAAAUGCUGAUACUGUAGAGCGUCAUUACGUCCUCCAUAUGACAUUAUGCCGUUGCUGCUGGUCAAAAUGUGUAAAAUAAUAUCAAUUCUGAAGAGAAGAAGUUUAAUAUCAUCACAAGGAAAUUACAACAUAUUAUCCAUCCAUUUUUCCCACACCACGAGUUAAUAGGAUCCAAUAGACAAAUACACGCCACGUAGCAUAUUGGCCUCCACUAUCAAAAUUAGAUCUGUGAGUAAAUAUGUGUUGUGAAAAAUAUCUUAAUUUCGAGAGGCAACUGUUGGUGGUGAAGGCGUGACGUCCAAAUGUUUUGCAUAUUUUCGCGUGAGUUUUGUGAAAAGGAAAUGCGACCUCUUCCUAUUUCCAUUUGUUGUUAUAUUACUGAGGAGAGUGCGGCAUGAGAGGUCAUCAGAAAGUGUCUCUCUCUACCAACAGAACUAGACUCCACUGACAGAUCGACACCUGAUGGUGGUCAGAUUCCUGAUUUCUGUUCCGUACGUGACGUCUAAGCAGCACUAUCUGAAACCCUCCACCCCCUUAUUGUGUGAUGAAGGGGGGCAGAGGUUUGACUGUAUCGCUCGACAGUUCCCCUGUCACCAGCGUGCGAGCAGGAAGUGCGUCUUGGGGAGCCUCUCACGUCUGUCAUCAAUGCUGCUUUCAUUCUCCUGCUGUGGAGCAAGAUGGAAGUUGUACAAAAGGAUCCCUGGUACUUCAUGGUUCUCAUCGUCCUCUCAGUGCUGAAAGGUUCUUCUUCUUCUUCUUUGGUGAAAGAAAACACAGUCGUCCGUCUGGAGGAAGGGAUGGUUCUGGACUGUACAUGCCCUUGGAAGGGAAACCUCACCAUGGUGAUCUGGAACAAAGAGCCGAAGGAGGCAAUCGCUGUUUACCACCCGGAAUUUGGGGCUUCGCUGAAGGGUCAUUACAAAGAUCGGGUGACCUUUCUUAGGACCACGCUCAUGGAUGGAAGCAUUUCCUUGACAAACGUGACGCACCGGGACAUUGGCUCCUACAUGUGCUCUAUUCAGACCUUCCCGAAUGGGCCUUGGAGGAAGACCAUUGAGGUGGAGGAUUUAGAUGAGCCUCCCGAAGUAGAUAAUGAAGAUGGCGACAAUGAUGUUGAGGAGGUCCGUGAGGAGAAACAAGAGCAGGCUACAGAGUGGCCCGGAGCCGAAGAGGCUCAAGAAGACGUUGAGAUGGAAGCAGAGUUGGGCGGCAACCUGACCCUCCAGUGCGACCAGCAGCACAACCACAGCAUCAGCCAGGUCGUCUUGGAGAGGAAGCUGAGCGGCCAGUGGAAGAUCAUCGGCGUUUGCAAGAGCGUGGACGAUCGCAUGGUGACGGAAGACUACAGCGAGCGCGGUCAGGUGGUCUGCACUCAGCACCUGGACGUCCGUCUCCACCUGACAGGUGUCGCCUCGGAAGAUGGCGGCUUUUACCGCUGCAUCUCCAGCACAGCGGCGGGCCUGAAAUCCACCACUCUCCACGUGACUGUGGCCACCACAGGUGGGUUCAGCUUGAAGCUCUACCUGAUGUAUGUCUAUAUUGGAGUCGGCGUCGCCGCACUGGUGUUGCUCAACGUCAUCAUCAUACUGACAAUCAGGCACAAGAAGAAGAAUCGGAGAGAAGAGUACCGAGUCAAAGAGCACCCAUUUCAGAAACAGCCAAACUUGUAUGAGAAUUUUAUGAUCGUGCCACCUGCGCCGCGGACGUCCAAGCACAGCAAAAAGUCUCCCAUAUAUGCAAACAUAAAAACAGUUCGAGCCUCAAAAUAAACCAUUUUUGUGAGUAUAUAUAGUCAAAGUGUGUCUUGAAAAUACACGUGUAUCAGAGUGUGGAUUUAUGGUGCCUCUGCUAAUGAAAUGUUCUGCAUAAUUCCUGUUGAGGAAAUAUGUGUUUGGGCACAAUACGCCGAUCCUCCCCGUGAAGCCCUUCCGCUAAAGCCGCCGACAAAAGCCUUUGUGUAAUUGCUCAGCUUUCACUUUCAUCCCCCCUUGUUUGCAUUGAAACGGCAACAAUGGCCUCUAAUCUUCUGAGGGAAGAGCAAAAGCAGAAGCAUCACUUGAGACGUCUGUGUUCCCCGAACAGCUCCGUCCCAAAGAUCACUGCCGCCCUGUUGCUGCUUUGUGAUGACUCAGCGUCCUCCAUGUUUUUUUCUUAACAUUCACCCGCAUCAUCCGACAUCAAUUCAUUGUUCGCCAGUGCUUUCACCGCUCGCUAACAUCAUGACACCUCGGCGCACAAAUCUUAACACAAUAAAGAUGCACUGUGGGAAAAAUCACAAGUGGGUUGUUGUUGCUUCCAUAGAACUGGCGCGAGUGGCAAAGAGUGAUGGAUUCUCGCUGAAGGGAAACACACAUGGAUUACGUACAGCAUUGUUGAUCCCCAUAGUUUUUGGUUUAAAUCCAGGUUAAUGUGAUGUAUAUUGUCCGGAUA
Messenger RNA from Synchiropus splendidus (mandarinfish), 2654 nucleotides. It is a transcript of the gene cd226, whose product is annotated as CD226 molecule. Gene Ontology annotation, biological process: positive regulation of T cell receptor signaling pathway; positive regulation of mast cell activation; positive regulation of Fc receptor mediated stimulatory signaling pathway. Bases 902 to 1993 code for a protein of 363 amino acids. NCBI's taxonomy places the organism in Eukaryota, Metazoa, Chordata, Actinopteri, Syngnathiformes, Callionymidae. The transcript is spliced from 6 exons. Gene Ontology annotation, cellular component: external side of plasma membrane. The record is from RefSeq and is a predicted model, not a curated record.